Cladophialophora psammophila CBS 110553 is the source of this 1794-nucleotide messenger RNA. RefSeq names its product malate dehydrogenase (oxaloacetate-decarboxylating)(NADP+). NCBI's taxonomy places the organism in Eukaryota, Fungi, Ascomycota, Eurotiomycetes, Chaetothyriales, Herpotrichiellaceae. Bases 1 to 1794 code for a protein of 597 amino acids. Gene Ontology annotation, biological process: pyruvate metabolic process; malate metabolic process. The transcript has a single exon. The record is from RefSeq and is a predicted model, not a curated record. Gene Ontology annotation, molecular function: NAD binding; malate dehydrogenase (decarboxylating) (NAD+) activity. Gene Ontology annotation, cellular component: mitochondrion.
AUGUCUACCACCGGGUCUCUGGAUGCACCUGUUGCCCAAUCGGUGGGUAAUCUGACCUCAGUCACCACUCCUCAGACUCCCAUUACCCAUCGACCCAAGUAUACUCACGCGACUGCUCAUGUUCCCAAUCGAGCGGCCCACUUCGACACCUCUCUUUCUGUGCCCGUCCGCAAGUACCUGCAGACGUAUGGUCUCACCCCUCCUCGCGCAGAGAGUUACGAGAUCCAAAAGAAGAGAUGUUUGGCACAAUUGGCUUUGAAGCCCACAGAUCUCGAGAGGUUUCUGUAUCUGAGCACCAUCAGAUACAACAAUGUCCACCUCUUCUACCGCCUGCUGACCGACCACUUCACCGAGUUGACUCCGUUGGUCUACACUCCCACCGUUGGAGAAGCCUGUCAGAAGUGGUCAGAGAUCUAUCAGCAAGCAGAGGGCAUGUAUCUCAGCUUCGAAGAUCGAGGCCACCUUUCGGCUAUCAUCCAAAACUGGCCUCAAUCCAAUGUUGAGAUCACUGUCAUUACCGACGGCUCCCGCAUCCUUGGUCUGGGUGACUUGGGAGUUGGUGGCAUGGGCAUUCCCAUUGGAAAGCUUGCAUUGUACACUGGCUGCGCAGGUAUCAGACCGGAAGGCACCCUGCCGUUGACCGUUGAUCUGGGUACCAGCAACAAAGCUUUGAAAGAAGACCCGCUAUACAUGGGCAGCCGAAGAGACAAGGUGACACCAGAGGAAGAGCAAGAGUUCCUCGAUGAGUUGAUGGCGGCCUUGAAAGAGCGCUGGCCCGAUAUUGUCAUCCAAUUUGAAGACUGGAAGAAUCCAUUUCCCGCCCUUGAGCGCUACCGCCAAGAUUAUGCCAUGUUCAACGAUGACAUCCAGGGUACUGGCGCUGUCAUAAUGGGAGGAAUCAUUGGCGCUAUCAAGCAAUCUGGCGUCUCUCCCAAGGACCAUCGCGCAGUCUUCCUGGGGUCAGGAUCAGCUGGUGUUGGCGUCGCCAAGCAGAUCGUGGACUACUUUAUGCACGAAGGGCUGACAGAGGAAGAGGCCAAAUCUUGUUUCUGGCUUGUGGACAGUAAGGGCCUUGUAACUCAGGAUCGGGGUGAUAAGCUCGCCGAACACAAGAUCUACUUCUCGCGAAUGGACAACAACGGUCAACAGUUCAAGACGUUGGAUGACGUUAUCGAAUAUGUCAAGCCCACCAUCAUUAUGGGUCUCAGCACGAUCGGCGGCGCCUUCACCCCCGAGAUCCUGCAAAAGAUGGCCAAGUGGAAUGAGAGGCCAAUCAUCUUCCCGCUCUCAAACCCCUCUUCCAAAUCAGAAUGCACCUUUGAGGAGGCAAUCAUCAAUACCGACGGCCGAGCUCUGUUUGCUUCUGGCUCUCCUUUCCAUCCAGUCAUGCACAAGGGCAAGGUGUAUCACGGAGGCCAAGGAAACAACAUGUAUGUGUUCCCUGGUAUUGGCCUAGGCACCAUUCUGUCCAAGGCCGUCCAGGUAACUUCCAACAUGAUCUACGCUUCUGGCGAGGCCCUGCCGACCAUGAUAACGGAGGAGGAGAAAGAGAAGGCCUUUUUGUACCCGUCGAUUGCACGCAUUCGAGAUGUCAGUGCUCGCGUCGCGUUGUAUGUCAUCCGCGCGGCGCAAAAAGACAAUGUGGACCGCCUGCACCACUUGCGUGAUAUGAGCGAUGACCAACUGGAAGCAUGGAUCAAGGACAAAAUGUACGAUCCGCAUAAGGAGACUCAAGAGCUCGAGAAUGAAGUCCGAGACCUUGUGCAUGAUAUUAUGACUUCGCCAAAGUUGUGA